CCCGGCUGCUCCAGUCUAGCAGCCAGGCGGCCGCUGCCUCCGGCCGAAGCCGCUGCAAUUGGGAAGCGCCCCCGGCCCCCGCGCUGCUGCCGGGAUGGGGACGCCGCUGGCGGCUCCCUGCCUCCUCCUUCUCCUGGCCGGCACAGCGGGGCUCUGCCGCGCUUUUUUCUCCCUCCCGCUCCGCGUGUCCCGUCCGGCCGCCCCCAGCGGGUCGCUACCCGCCCCGGUGGUGUUGCGCCCGGCAAGCAGCAGCCGGCAGCCGGAGGCCCCCGGUGGCGCGGACGGCUUGGCCUUGGCUUCGGAUCCUGGGGGCACCCUUAACCUUUUAGCUAUGGUGGAGAAUCUUCAGGGGGACUCCGGCCGCGGCUACUACCUGGAGAUGCUGAUCGGGACCCCACCGCAGGCGUUAAAUAUUCUGGUUGACACUGGGAGCAGUAAUUUUGCUGUAGCAGGCGUACCUGAUCCUGAUGUCACCUCCUACUUCAAUACCGAGCUGUCAAGUACUUACAAAUCUCAAGGGAUUGAUGUCACAGUCAAGUACAGUCAAGGAAGCUGGACUGGAGUGCUUGGUACAGAUGUCAUUACUAUCCCAAAAGGAAUCUAUGGCAGCUACACCAUCAACAUUGCUACCAUUCUUGAAUCGGAGAACUUUUUCUUGCCAGGCGUUAAAUGGCACGGGAUUCUUGGUCUUGCCUACAAUGCCUUAGCCAAGCCUUCAAGUUCUGUGGAGACAUUCUUUGAUUCUCUUGUGAGGCAGGCAAAGAUCCCCAACAUUUUCUCCUUGCAGAUGUGUGGUGCUGGAUUACCUGUUUCUGGGAGUGGUACCAACGGAGGUAGUCUUGUUCUGGGUGGAAUUGAACCAAGUCUGUACAAGGGAGAUAUUUGGUACACACCGAUCAAAGAGGAGUGGUAUUACCAGGUUGAAAUUCUCAAACUGGAGGUUGGAGGACAGAACCUUGAACUGGACUGUAGAGAGUACAAUGCUGAUAAAGCGAUAGUAGACAGUGGAACCACACUCCUCCGUCUGCCCCAGAAAGUCUUCAGUGCAGUUGUGCAAGCGAUAGCUCGCACAUCUCUGAUACAAGAAUUCUCUUCUGGUUUCUGGACUGGUUCACAGCUUGCAUGCUGGGAUAAAACUGAAAGACCCUGGUCCUUAUUUCCGAAACUCUCUAUAUAUCUAAGGGAUGAAAACUCCAGUAGGUCGUUUCGGAUCUCUAUCCAACCACAGCUUUAUAUUCAACCUAUCCUUGGAAUAGGAGAGACUUUACAGUGCUACCGAUUUGGUAUCUCUUCCUCCACAAAUGCUCUAGUUAUUGGUGCUACAGUCAUGGAAGGCUUCUAUGUAAUAUUUGAUAGAGCCCAGAGGAGAGUGGGCUUUGCAGUGAGUCCAUGUGCAGAAGUUGAUGGCUCGCCAGUAUCUGAGAUUGAAGGCCCUUUCACAACAGCAGAUGUUGCAAGCAACUGUGUUUCAAGCGUUUCUUUCCAUGAACCAGUGUUGUGGAUUGCUUCCUAUGCUCUGAUGAGCCUGUGUGGAAUUAUCCUCCUUAUAUUGAUCAUCCUGCUGCUUAUUCCACCACGGUGCCAGCAUCGCUACACUGACAAUGACGUGGUCAAUGACGAAUCCUCCUUAGUGCGUCAUCGAUGGAAAUGAGAACUUGAGCGUCAAAUCUGGGACUUAAACAGAAUGAAAAACAAAGUACUUUGCCAAGGGGAAGAAGCCAAUGCCUCAGUCCUUUCUACGUUCAUUGCAAAUUGCUGUUGAAAUCCAGCCAAAUAUCCUGCAUUAUAACUUUUUAAACUUAUUUUCUAACACUGAUUCUGAACCAAAGCACUGUUAACCACCGCUUAAGUGCUACAGUACUGGAUUUGCUACUGCAGUAAAAUGAGCCUUAGUGCUCGCAAUAGUACCUUCUUCUU
Molecule: messenger RNA, 1917 nt
Organism: Pezoporus occidentalis (night parrot)
Lineage: Eukaryota; Metazoa; Chordata; Aves; Psittaciformes; Psittacidae
Gene: BACE2
Product: beta-secretase 2
Exons: 9
Coding region: 95-1651 (518 amino acids)
Biological process (GO): membrane protein ectodomain proteolysis; amyloid-beta metabolic process
Cellular component (GO): plasma membrane; endosome; trans-Golgi network
Molecular function (GO): aspartic-type endopeptidase activity
Source: RefSeq, a predicted model, not a curated record